AUGGAGCCCGCCGAACCAGGCUCCGGGGCCGACAACGAGCCCGACGACGCCUUAGUCGCGGCGCCGGACGAAGCCGAGGCGCUGCGCCCCGACGACGAGCUCGAGGCGCUCUACACCUGCACCCCGAACGCGCUCAGCGCGCCCGAGGCGGCGCUCGACCCCGACGCCGACGCCUACGCGGCGCUGAACCUCGAGGACGCGGAGAAGGAGAUCCUGCGGCAGGUCGCGCGGGACGAGGUCGAGGCGCGCCUCGAGGACUGCGGCGCCGAGGACGUCGCGCUCGCGAGUUUGUACGCCGAGUGCCGGCGCUACGAGGCCAUCGAGCGAGAAAGAGUCUCGUCCAUCCUGCGGGGCCUGCGGUCCCAGGGCGCGGCGCUCCGCGAGAUGAUGGACGCGCACCGCGGGGCCGUGCGGGGCUGCGCGGGGCUGCUGCGGCCGUCCGUCGCCGGCGCGCGCGCGCUCGCGCUGUCCGUGGCCAAGGGGUCGCGGGCCAUCGUGCACCGGGCCAUCCGCCACAUGGCCGUGUGCACGACGGUGGGGUCGCGCGCGCGCGCGUCCGUCGUCGACGCCGCGUCCUCCGUGGCGCUGCGCUGCGGCGCGGACGUGGAAUUGCAGCAGACGGCGGCGGGCUUGGUCGCGUGGUUCGCGAACGUCGUCUGCAAGCAGCUCCGGCUGCUGACGACGUUGGCGGUCGUCCGGGCCCGGGGCUUCGACGACGGCGCGGCGGCGGCCGUGGCCGCGGGCUGCGAGGUGCUGAGCUCCGUGCGCCUCGACGGGACGCGCGUGGGCGACGCGGGCGUCGCGGCGCUCGCCGCGGGGUUGCGGUCGACGCUCGGCACGCUCGCGGUCGUCGCGCGCGGCGCGGCGUCGCACCUCGGCGACGUCGGCGUCGCGGCCGUCGCGCGCGUCUGCGCGCCGCGGGCGCCGGGCGGCGCCGCGGCGUCGCUGCCCGCGGAGCUCGCGUUCCUGGAGCGGCGGCGCGACGCCGGCGGGCGCCUGACGUCGCUCGACCUGAGCCGCCACGGGAAACUGACGGACGAGGGCGUGCUCUCCGUGGCCGGCGGCCUCGGGCGCAGGCUCCGCCACCUCGUGCUGAACCGCUGCGGCAACGUCACGGACCUGAGCCCCGUCGCCGUCGCCGACGCCUGCGCGGACCUCGAGAGCCUGGGGCUCGAGGGGUGCGCGCGCGUGUCCGACGUCGGCGCCUUGGCGCUCGCGCGCCACGAGGCGCUGCGCCGCGCGGCCUUCGGGGGCACGCGCGCGGGGCCCGUGGGCGUGUCCGCGCUCCUGGAGAACUGCCCGAGGCUGCGGGCGGCGCCGGGCGGCGGCUGGCGCCUCGCGGACGCGGCGGUGCUCCGGGACAUUUGCGCGCGGCGCGCGCGCUUCGACGCGCCGCUCGCCUACGCGCGCGUCGACGUCGCCGUCGUCGACGGCGCGACGGCGACCCUGGUGGCGCAGCGCUGGGACGACCGGUCGGGCCUCUGCCGCCUGGAGCUCGACGACGCCGCGGGAUUGCGGUUCCCCGACGGCGGCGGCGCGGCCGCGCCCGACCGCGGCGACCUGCGGCUGCUGCCGCCCGACGACGCGCCGCGCGACGACGCGCCGCGGCGCUACGUGCGGCCGGGCGCGCCGCUGGCCACCGUCGACGGGGCGUCCCUCGACGGCCGCGACGCGUUCGACGACCUCGCGGCGGCGGAGCGGCCGCCGCCGCUCGGCGUGCCGACGCGCGCCGCGGCGGCGGCCGCCGCGCUGCGCGCGGCGCGGCCCGGCGCGCGCCUCGGCUUCCUCGCGCUCACGGCCCUCCAGCUCGCCUUCCAGGCCUUCGCGGCCGCGCUCCGCGACCUCGACGACCUGCCCCCGCCCGACGCGGCCGCGCUCGACUCGCCCGCGCUGCUCCGCUUCCUCCUCGACGAGCUCGCGGCCGCCGGCGGGACCGGCGCGCCCCCGCACGGCAACGUCCUCCUCUGGGACGGCGCCGCCGUCGACGUCCUCGCGCCGCUCCUCGUCCGCGCGAUCGACGCGGUCCGCGACGGCUCCCAGGAGCGCCGGCGCCUCCACGAGACCAUCCGCCAGAUCGAACUCCACCCCGCCUCCAUGGGCGCCGCGAGCUCGUUCCCCGCGCAGCUCAGCAAGGCGCAGGCGCAGGCGCUCGCGGGCGACGCCUGGGCGAGCGUCGAGGGCCAGUGGCCGGCGGGCGCCGAGGCCAUCACCCGGGAGGAGCUCGAGGCGCUCGUCGCCACCGACGAGGCGCUGCGCGCCGCCUGCGCCGCCGCGCCGCCGGUCAACGCCAUCGACGAGCAGGUCGUCGGCCCGGGCGCCGCGCCCGCCGCAAACGCGGCGGCGCCGAGCGAGCAGCCCGACGGCGCCGUGGAGCAAAAGGCCAAGGUCGAACUCGCGAAGCGCGCGGAGUUCGACCUCGCCGCGAAGCGGCGCGAGAAGAUCGCCGCGGCCAACGGCGUCGCGCCCGGCGCCGUCGCGGCGACGCCGAGCAAUGCCGCCAAGCCGCCCAAGGCGCCGGGCUCCGCCGCGAAGCGCUCCGCGCACAAGGAGCAGUCCGCGCAACUCCGAAGUCUCCUCAAGGCGCAGCGCCGCGCGGCCAAGGCCGAGGGCCGACCACCCUCGCGCGGCAUGGACGAGGUCGAGUGCAUGCUCUACGUCAAGCCUUCGGACGGCGGCGACGCCGCGCCCCAGGUCAUGACGCUCGGCGGCGACGAGCCACCGGCGGACGGCGCCUCCUUCGACGCCGCGUCGUCCGACGGCGCGCCCUCCGUGGGGCUCCCGGCGCCGUCCGAGGCGCCGGCGGCCGACGAGGCCGCGCCCGUCGAGGUCGACGCGGGCGCGGCCAAGGCGGCCCCGCCCGUCGUCGCGCCGCCGGCCGUCGCCGCGGCCUGA
Messenger RNA from Aureococcus anophagefferens, 2892 nucleotides. RefSeq lists its product as hypothetical. The record is from RefSeq and is a predicted model, not a curated record. Gene Ontology annotation, biological process: SCF-dependent proteasomal ubiquitin-dependent protein catabolic process. The transcript is spliced from 3 exons. Lineage: Eukaryota; Pelagophyceae; Pelagomonadales; Pelagomonadaceae. The coding region runs from base 1 to 2892 and encodes 963 amino acids. Gene Ontology annotation, cellular component: SCF ubiquitin ligase complex.